AUGUAUUAUGAUAAUACAAGUGAUGAUGAAGAUCUCUUACCAGUUCAAUCUUUAGAAUCAUUCACAGUAAAUAAUAAUCGAGAACAGAAUAAUGAUUAUUCAACAUGUAUAUUGGUGGGUUUGGUGGAUGGAAAAAUUCAGACAUGUGAGCAUAGAACCUGUAUGCAACAUUUCAAUGUUGAUCAAAAAUAUCAUAAAAAUAAAUUGAAAACUACAAUACCUGUAAUUGAUAAAAAUGUCCAGGUUCCUUGUAAUGGACAAAUAACCUGUCAUGCAUUAAAUAACUUUGGUGUGAUUUGCAAACCAGAAGUUGGGCAUUUACAUGUGAAAAUGGGAUCUGGAAAAUCACUAUUUGAUUGUGAAAAAUUUGGUUUACAUAACAGUGACCAUUCCACUUCCCUUGAUCUUCUAGAAACACAAGAAAUGGAAGCAAAAAAUUCAAGUUCAAAAGCAGUAAUAGAAAUAUUAACAAUAUCUGACCUGUUAUAUACAAAAGUGCCAAGUCCUUUUGUACUAAAGGCACUUGAAACUCUAGGUGUUAAAUUUAUUAAAGGCUUUAUAAAUGGAAAUGCAAUCGAUGAAGAUAACAUGAAAUCACUAAUAAGUGCUGCACAAACCAAACAUGAGAGGAUUGGUGUUCUUUUCUCUGAAUAUUUGAAUGAUGCCACAACUCCUCAUGGAACCGGAGCAAUAAAGACACACAAAGAAACUAUAUGGGAUUUAUUUAAUCAUUUAUUAGACACACUUAAUGUUGCAGAUAAUAGAGCACUUGAAUGCAAUUUAUGGAAAAUAAAAACCUUAUGCAUUGAAUCCUAUUGGAGUGCAACAACUUUUUGA
Messenger RNA from Entrophospora sp. SA101, 837 nucleotides. NCBI's taxonomy places the organism in Eukaryota, Fungi, Glomeromycota, Glomeromycetes, Entrophosporales, Entrophosporaceae. The record is from the annotation of a GenBank genome assembly.